Messenger RNA from Saccostrea cuccullata (small rock oyster), 621 nucleotides. RefSeq lists its product as uncharacterized. Gene Ontology annotation, cellular component: 9+2 motile cilium; outer dynein arm. The record is from RefSeq and is a predicted model, not a curated record. Bases 119 to 616 code for a protein of 165 amino acids. Gene Ontology annotation, biological process: cilium movement involved in cell motility; outer dynein arm assembly. The transcript is spliced from 3 exons. Gene Ontology annotation, molecular function: dynein light intermediate chain binding; minus-end-directed microtubule motor activity; dynein intermediate chain binding. NCBI's taxonomy places the organism in Eukaryota, Metazoa, Mollusca, Bivalvia, Ostreida, Ostreidae.
UUAGGAAAAAAAUUCAACAGAAGUUCAUGUGCUAAAUAAAAUUGAUCUGCAAAGCCACAAAAUUUUAUUUCAUCCACAAUAAAAUUAAGCUUUUUCCAAGGCAACUAAUAACUAAGAUAUGAAUUUUAUAAUAGCAUCUUUUUUUCUUUUUUUCUCAGGUAAGAAGGAUGCGGGUGACAAGUUUGAUCGCGCCCAGUGGAAGGCUAUGCAGCAGACCAUGAGCGACACCACCAAGUUUGUAGACAUGUUGCACAAUGUAUCAUGGGAAGACGGUCUGUCUGAGGAUGUGCGAAGGGCUGUGGAGAGUUACCUUGCCGUCUCCAGAGAGGGUCAGCUUGGUAUCACAGGGGAGGGAACUCUUCUGGACAAUGCACAGGACACAACAUUUGCUGCCAAAAAGAGAACUCCAUCACCAGAUGGCACCAAGGGAAUCACCAUCGCCAGUGCCAAAUAUAGCAGUGAAGACUGCGCAACCCUGGUACAGUACACCAUCGCUAUUGUCGAGUACACUCGUCUGUGUGGCCCACUCAAAGUGUCACUCGAGAAACUCCAUGAGCUGGAACGAGAGAUUGAGGAAAAUGAACGUCUUCAGAAGGAAAGCCAAGAAGAGGUAUGAAUCUC